AUGUGCCUUGAACGUACUUUGAACCUAGAAACCAAGUUCAGUGUGUUUGGACACGAGGUGAUGACAUAUUUUUACCCUACGGGUAGCAUUAACUCCCAUUUUCAUAGAGACUAUUCAACUCCUUAUAUGCAGAGUGACCAGGAAGGGGAAAAUGUGAAAAUGAUGCAAGAAGAUCUCCAGUCCCCUCCUUCCUCCCGGCCAUUACUGAUGGCCCAGGCCCGCAGCAAGGUCGCCCUCCCUGAUGGCGUAGAGGGCCUGCGUGGGCUCCGUUUUGGCGAGGUGGCCGGCUCAUGGAAAUGCAGCAGGCCGGUCGGUCCCGACUCCGCUGCUGCCGCGCCGCUGGGUGGGAGCCCGGGAACGCCUCUCGCGGUACCAGCGCGCCCGCAGAGACCGCGCUGGCUGGCCCGAGGCCGGGCGCUGUCAGUGCUGAUCCGCCCGGUGGCGCGGCCCGGGCAGCUGCAGGCUCCGGAGCGAGAGAAGCCGCCCCCACGUGGCGGGCUUCACGCGGGGUGCGGCUCCGGCACCGCCCACACCCGAGGCUGCGCUUGCCCCUGGUGCUGCGGGCUCGGCGAGACGCGGGCGGUGAGCGGCGCCCGCUGGCACCGCAGUGUCUGGGAGCCCCUCUGCGGGCUGCUCGGCGGCGGGAUCCUGCGCUGCGGGAUGGCAGCGGGCGCGCGCGCGUGGGGCCGGGCACUGCCGCGCGUUCAGCUGCUGCUGCUGCUGAGGGUGCUGCCCGCCUGGAGCGCUGCCGCUUGGGACCCCGGGGCCGGAGCUCGGCUCAGCCUGGAUCCGCCCUACUUCAACCUGGCGGAGGCGGCGAGGAUUUGGGCCACGGCCACCUGCGGGGAGCGCGGGCCCGGGGACGGCGGGCGGCCCCAGCCCGAGCUCUACUGCAAGUUGGUGGGGGGCCCUCCCGCCUCAGGCAGCGGCCACACCAUCCAGGGCCAGUUCUGCGACUUCUGCAAUUCGGAGGACCCCAGGAAGGCACACCCGGCCACCAAUGCGAUCGACGGGUCCGAGCGCUGGUGGCAGAGCCCCCCUCUCUCCUCAGGCACACAGUACAACAGAGUCAACCUCACCCUGGACCUGGGCCAGCUCUUCCAGGUGGCCUAUGUUUUAAUCAAAUUUGCAAAUUCUCCUCGCCCUGAUCUCUGGGUCUUGGAAAGAUCUGUAGACUUUGGAAGCACAUACUCACCUUGGCAGUAUUUUGCUCAUUCUAAAACAGACUGUCUGGAACAAUUUGGAAAGGAGGCCAAUACAGCUGUCGCCCGGGAUGACGAUGUACUCUGUACUACUGAAUAUUCCCAGAUCGUGCCUCUGGAAAACGGUGAGGUCGUGGUCUCCCUGAUAAAUGGUCGUCCAGGUGCAAAAAAUUUUACGUUCUCUCCCACGCUGCGGGAGUUUACCCAGGCCACAAACAUCCGCCUGCGUUUCCUCCGCACCAACACCCUCCUGGGUCACCUCAUCUCCAAAGCCCAGCGGGAUCCGACCGUCACGCGGCGGUAUUACUACAGCAUAAAGGAUAUCAGCAUUGGUGGACGGUGUGUUUGCAAUGGCCAUGCUGAAGUAUGCCGUGUAAAUAAUCCUGAACAACUGUUCCGGUGCGAAUGCCGGCACCACACCUGUGGAGAGACGUGUGACCGCUGCUGCGUGGGGUACAAUCAGAGGCGCUGGCGGCCGGCUGCCUGGGGACAGAACAAUGAGUGUGAAGCCUGCAACUGCCACGGCCAUGCCAUCGACUGCUACUAUGAUCCUGGUGUGGAGCAGCGCCAAGCGAGCUUGAAUACUCAAGGCGUCUACGCCGGUGGGGGCGUCUGCAUUAGCUGUCAGCACAACACAGCUGGUGUCAACUGUGAAAAGUGUGCAAAGGGUUAUUACCGCCCUUUUGGGGUUCCAAUUGAAGCCCCCCAUGGCUGCAUCCCUUGUAGCUGUGACCCUGAGCGUGCAGAUGGCUGUGACCAGGGCUCAGGUCGCUGUCACUGCAAGCCGAAUUUCCACGGAGACCACUGUGAGAAGUGUGCAGAUGGAUACUAUCAUUUUCCACUUUGCUCAAGAAUUCCCAGUUCCCCUACUUCUAUUUCAAGUCCAGAAGAUCCGGUAGCUGGGGAUAUAAAAGGGUGUGACUGUGACUUGGAAGGUGUUCUCCCCGAAAUCUGUGAUGCCUAUGGAAGGUGCCUGUGCCGCCCUGGGGUAGAGGGCCCUCGGUGUGACGCCUGCCGCUCUGGUUUCUACUCCUUCCCUAUUUGCCCAGCCUGCCAGUGUUCCGCGCUCGGAUCCUACCCAGUGCCCUGCAACCCAGAGACUGGACAGUGCGAAUGCCAGCCGGGGAUUACAGGACGGCAUUGUGACAGGUGUCUCUCAGGAGCCUUUGACUUCCCCCACUGCCAAGGUCCCAGCCUCGCUUGUGACCCAGCCGGUACCACCGACUCCAGUUUGGAUUAUUGUCAAUGCAAGCUUCAUGUUGAAAGCCCUACUUGUAGCAUCUGCAAACCUUUAUAUUGGAAUCUGGUCAAAGAAAACCCCGAUGGGUGUUCAGAAUGCCAAUGCCACGCGGCGGGCACAGCCAGUGGAAUUGGAGAGUGUGGGCAGGGAGAUGGUGACUGUUCCUGCAAGCUUCAUGUGACUGGCGAUGCCUGUGACACCUGUGAAGAUGGAUAUUUUGCUUUGGAAAAGAGCAAUUACUUUGGGUGUCAAGGGUGCCGCUGUGACGUUGGCGGAGCGCUCACCACCAUGUGCAGCGGGCCCUCGGGAGGGUGCCAGUGCCGGGAGCAUGUCACCGGGGAGGCGUGCCAGCGUCCUGAAAAGAACUACUAUUUCCCGGAUUUACAUCAUAUGAAGUAUGAGAUCGAAGAAGGCACCACACCUGCCGGAGGAGCCCUUCGGUUUGGAUUCGAUCCCCUGACGUUUCCUGAGUUUAGCUGGAGAGGAUAUGCCCAGAUGACCUCCGUGCAGGAUGAAGUACAGGUGAUGCUGAACGUGGGCAAGUCAACUCUCUCCUUGUUUCAUGUUAUCCUGAGAUACAUUAACCCUGGAAGUGAAGCAGUCUCUGGCCAUAUAAGUAUUUACCCAUCCUGGGCCAAGGGAGGUGCUGCUCAAAGCAAAGAGAUCAUCUUCCUGCCGAGCAAGGAGCCCACCUUUGUCAGCAUCCCUGGCAAUGGCUUUGCAGACCCGUUUUCCAUCACCCCGGGGACCUGGACUGCUUGUAUUAAGGCAGAAGGAGUCCUCUUGGAUUACCUGGUGCUGCUCCCCAGGGACUACUACGAAGCACCUGUGCUGCAGCUGCCAGUCACGGAACCAUGUGCCCCUGCAGGAUCUCCCCAGGAGAAUUGCCUGCUUUACCAGCAUCUGCCAGUGACCAGAUUCCCCUGCACGCUCGCUUGUGAAGCCAGACACUUCCUGCUUGAUGGGGAGCCCAGACCCUUGGCUCUGAGGCAGCCCAGCCCCACGCACCCAGUCAUGGCGGACCUCAGUGGGAGAGAGGUGGAACUGCACCUGCAGCUGCGUGUCCCACGGAUUGGCCACUACGUGCUUGUGGUCGAGUAUGUCACCGAAGCAGACCAGCUGUUUGUGGUGGACGUGACCGUGGAGAGCCCCGGGUCUGUUCUGGAGGGCCAGGUGAACAUUUACAGCUGCAAGUACAGUGUCCCCUGCCGCAGCGCUGUGAUUGAUGGCGUGAGCCGCGUGGCUGUGAUGGAGCUCCUGGCCGAUGCAGACAUUCAGCUCAAGGCACACAGGGCCCGGUUCCUUCUGCAUCAGAUCUGUAUCAUACCCAUUGAGGAAUUCUCCACUGAAUAUGUGAGACCUCAGGUUCACUGCAUUGCCAGUUAUGGACCAUUUGUCAAUCAAAGUGCUUCCUGUGUCUCCCUGGCCCAUGAAACUCCUCCAACAGCAUUGAUUUUGGAAGUCCCGGCUGGGGGACCCCUCCCUCUUCUGGCCCAGGAUCUUUCCCCUUCUGCAGGAGUCACGCUGCAGGCACCGCAGAGCCAAGUGACCCUGAGAGGACUUGUGCCACAUGCAGGCCGCUACGUCGUUGUCAUCCAUUUUUGUCAAGCAGAGCACCCAGCGUUUCCCGCACAGGUGUUGGUGGAUGGAGGACAGCCCUGGGCAGGCUCCUUCAGCGCCGUCUUUUGCCCCCAUGUGCUCUGCUGCCGUGACCAGGUGAUUGCAGGAGGCCAGGUGGAGUUCGACAUCUCAGAGCCCGAGGUGGCUGUGACCGUGAAAGUUCCAGAAGGAAAGUCCUUGGUGUUGGCCCGUGUUCUGGUGGUGCCUGCGGAGAAUUACGACUACCAAAUACUUCACAAAAAAACAGUGGACAGGUCCUCUGAGUUUGUCACCAGUUGUGGAGGAAACAGCUUUUAUAUUGAUCCCAAGACAGCCUCUGAGUUCUGUAGGAACUCUGCCAGGUCCCUGGUGGCCUUUUACCACAAUGGUGCACUGCCCUGUGAAUGCCACCCUGCCGGGGCCACCAGCCCCCAGUGCAGCCCCGAAGGUGGCAGUGCCCAUGCCGGGCCAACGUCAUCGGGCGGCAGUGUAGCCGCUGUGCCACGGGACUACGGAUUCCCACGCUGCAAGCCGUGCACCUGUGGCCAGCGCCUGUGUGAAGAGACAACGGGGCAGUGCCUCUGCCCUCCUCGCACGAUCAGACCCCAGUGUGAGGCAUGCGAGAUACAAUCCUUCAGCUUCCACCCCUUGGCCGGCUGCGAAGGCUGCAACUGUUCCACGAGGGGCACCGUUGAUGCUGCCACCUCCGAGUGCCACAGGGACAGCGGGCAGUGCAGAUGCAAGCCCAGGGUCACUGGGCGGCAGUGUGACCAGUGCGCUUCUGGGUUUUACCACUUUCCGGAGUGUGUGCCCUGCAGCUGCAACCGAGAUGGGACAGAGCCAAGAGUGUGUGACCCUCGGACUGGAGCUUGCCUCUGCAAGGAAAAUGUGGAAGGUGCAGAAUGUAAUAUGUGUCGAGCAGGAUCAUUCUAUUUGGACCCAGCCAAUCCCAAGGGUUGUACCAGCUGCUUUUGCUUCGGAGUCAAUACGCAUUGUCACAGCACACACAAGCGAAGAGCUAAGUUUGUGGACAUGCGGGGCUGGCGCCUGGAGACGGCAGAGGGCGUGGAUGUGCCCAUCUCAUUCAACCCCCGCAGCAACAGUGUGGUCGCGGAUCUCCAGGAGCUGCCGGCCACAGUGCGCACUGCGUCCUGGGUCGCACCCCCUUCCUACCUGGGGGACAAGGUAACGUGUCCCGGAGUUCUGGUGGACCCUCUGAGCAGCAUUUACCAGGUGUCUGGAGGGAAGCGUCAGGAAGUGCAGGCCUCUGACAUUGAAGAAGUUAGGCUAACUAGCAAUGGAGAGGAGGCCCUACUCCAGGAUGGUGGGGUGGAGGGAGUGGGGUGCCCGCCGCGCAUGCGCUCACCUGCAGGGGCCGUCCUGCCGGUGUCCUCCUACGGAGGCUUCCUCACUUACCAAGUCAAGUCCUUUGGCCUGCCCGGCGACAUGGCUCUUCUGGAAAAGAGGCCGGACGUGCUGUUCACAGGUCAGCGCAUGUCCCUCGUCCACGAGGAGCCCAAUCACCCACGGCCAGACCGGCUGCAUCAGGGGCGUGUGCAAGUGAUCGAGGGAAACUUCCGACACGCCGGCAGCAGCGCCCCAGUGUCCAGGGAGGAGCUGAUGAUGGUGCUGUCUAGACUAGAGGGGCUGCGCAUCCGAGGCCUCCACUUCACGGAGACACAGCGGCUCACCCUGGGCGAGGUGGGGCUGGAGGAGGCCUCCGACUCAGGGAGUGGCCGCAGGGCACACCAUGUCGAGAUGUGUGCCUGCCCUGCUGACUACGCAGGUGACUCAUGCCAGACAGCCCCGGGAAAAGAAGGGAGCCGGCAUGACCACCCUCACACCCAGGGCGUGUUCUUGGCCAUGACUCAGCCUGUGAUUUAUGGCUGCUCGAGCUGUCUCGUGCUGUCUGCGGGGCGAGGUGGGUAG
This is a messenger RNA of Lepus europaeus (European hare), 5970 nucleotides long. Its product is annotated as laminin subunit alpha-3-like. Gene Ontology annotation, biological process: axon guidance. NCBI's taxonomy places the organism in Eukaryota, Metazoa, Chordata, Mammalia, Lagomorpha, Leporidae. Gene Ontology annotation, cellular component: basement membrane. The record is from RefSeq and is a predicted model, not a curated record.